This is a messenger RNA of Dendrobium catenatum, 1648 nucleotides long. Its product is annotated as GDT1-like protein 1, chloroplastic. Gene Ontology annotation, biological process: calcium ion transmembrane transport; Golgi calcium ion homeostasis; manganese ion transmembrane transport. Lineage: Eukaryota; Viridiplantae; Streptophyta; Magnoliopsida; Asparagales; Orchidaceae. Bases 121 to 1266 code for a protein of 381 amino acids. Gene Ontology annotation, cellular component: Golgi apparatus; chloroplast thylakoid membrane. The record is from RefSeq and is a predicted model, not a curated record. Gene Ontology annotation, molecular function: manganese ion transmembrane transporter activity; calcium ion transmembrane transporter activity. The transcript is spliced from 13 exons.
CAUGACCAUUAUCAGAACACAGGCUCACCGAGCAAUCGCGAGGGAGAGGCUGGGAAACCUCCAACGCUUUGUCUCCUUUUCGUUUCGCUUCUUCCCGCGAGAGUAAGAGCAAGAAGAGAUAUGAAAACCCUUUGCCUAUGCGAGGCCUUAACGGGACCAUUUCCCUCGCCAUUCAGUCAUAUCAAGUUAUGGAGGCCACCAAGCUUUGAGCUUUCGACUUCCUCGGCCUCUAAGUGGCGCUCUUGCUGUAAUUCUUUCAAGUAUGCAGAUCGAAGUCAUGAACAUAUAAAGGAAGAGAUUCGAUUAUCAGGGCACAUUCAUCUUUCUACUUCUGGAGAAAUGCAUGAUAUGAAGUUCGGAUGCGUUGACAGGAGUAAAUCUUUGAAUGUGAAGGAGAACAAAGUUGGAUACUUUUUAAUAGAUGAAAUUCGAGAUAUCAUAAAGAGGCACCAUAUGUGUGCUUCUCGUUCUUCAUUCCCAAAAUUUCAUGUUGGGUCAAAAAUGGCACUUCUUAUUGGUAUCCUCACUUUUCAAGCAUAUCAACAGGCUAUUGCUGCUACAGAAUUUACUCAUGGACAGCAAUCUGUUGCCUUCCUUGAGGAUCUGGGUGAUAUUAAUACAGGUUUUGCUUCAGCAUUCUUGCUGAUCUUUUUCUCUGAGCUAGGUGACAAAACCUUUUUUAUUGCUGCACUUUUAGCUGCUCGGAAUUCCGGUGCUGUUGUUUUUGCUGGUACAUUUGGAGCACUUGCGGCCAUGACUAUCGUAUCCGUUGUUCUUGGUCGCACAUUCCAUUAUGUUGAUGACAUCCUUCCAUUCAGGCUUGGUGGGACAGAUUUUCCAAUUGAUGAUUUUGCAGCUGUUUGUCUUUUGGUUUAUUUUGGUGUUACUACAUUGCUUGACGCUGCCUCAGGUGAUGAAUUGAAGAUAAAGGAUGAACAAGAAGAGGCAGAGUUAGCAAUUUCUGAGUUACGAGGCAAUGGAGCAGGAAUCACGGCUGCUGCCAGUACAGUGAUUAGCACUUUCUUCCUUGUCUUUGUUGCUGAAUGGGGUGAUAAAUCAUUUUUCUCGACAAUUGCGCUUGCUGCUGCUUCUUCACCUCUUGGUGUAAUAGGGGGAGCACUAGCUGGUCAUGCAUUUGCAACUUUGCUUGCAGUCUUAGGUGGCUCCUUGCUGGGAACAUAUGUCUCUGAGAAGGUCAUUGCAUAUAUUGGAGGAACUCUCUUUCUGGUAUUUGCUGGUGUUACAUUCAUUGAAAUCUUCAGUUAACUUGGUUUCAACUUUCUAGCUUGUCAUUCAAAUCAGCAAGCUCUUAUGAAAAGCAUAUGCAGGCUUUCAAUAGAACAAGCCCAAGCCUGAUGCCCAACAAAUCACAACAUUCUGUUUCAUUUAAAAAAGAAAUCACAAUCUGUGGAACUUUGAGGAGGUUCUUAAUAAAUGCUUAGCUAUUUUUCAAAAAAGGUUUUUUUUUUUUUUUUUUUUUUUUUUUUUUUUUUUUGUUCUUUGUAAAAUAUUUUUGACAACUGAUCAAAUUCAAGAAAAGAGAAAAUCAAGAUGGUUUUCAUGAACAAGUAGAAUGAUGAAACCUAGAAGAUACUUUCUCAUGCAAAAAUUGGAAUAAUUUAUUGCUUAAAUUAGGCUUUGUUUGGGA